GGAAGUGAGGCGUGAAGAGAGCUCUUCUUCCCCUCAGGGGGGGCAGCCAGGCAGCCAGGCGAAGGAGGCAGGCACCGGUCGCCCAUUUAUUGUCACAUUGCAUCCAUUUGCAGGGCGCUCAGGGGAGCCUUUGGUUGCGAGGAGGAGGCGUUUGCAGCGGAUAUCCCCAACUUUUCAACAGUGUUGCGCCUCUGCUGCCGAGGAAAGGGUGUGUGUGUGUGUGUGUGUGUGUGUGUGUGUGUGUUGUUUCUGUGUGUGGAAAGCCAUGACGGAUUACAAAAGGAGCUGCACGGGGGUCAGCAGAAGCAGCCCCUCUGGACUGAGUCUGGGGUAAAGGAGGGAAGAGAGAGCAAGGAAGGCUGUCUGCUCUAACAGCCAAAUGCAUUAAGAGUUGCUGAACAUGCCUCGGAGUCCAACAUCAAGUGAAGAUGAGAUGGCUCAGAGUUUUUCGGAUUAUUCAGUGGAAUCUGAAUCUGACAGCUCCAAAGAAGAAACCAUUUAUGAUACUAUCCGGGCCACAGCAGAAAAGCCAAGCAGCAGGAUGGAGGAUGCCCAGAACAACACAUUAGUGAUACGGAUUAUCAUACCUGACCUUCAGCAAACGAAAUGUAUUAGAUUCAAUCCUGAAGCAUCAGUCUGGGUAGCAAAACAACGAAUUCUUUGCACAUUGAAUCAAAGCUUGAAAGACGUUCUAAAUUAUGGCUUGUUCCAGCCUGCAAACAAUGGGAGAGAUGGGAAAUUUUUGGAUGAGGAAAGACUUCUUAUGGAAUACCCUCAACCUGUAAAUAAGGGAGUUCCAUCCUUGGAGUUUCGGUACAAGAAGAGAGUAUACAGGCAAUUGAAUCUUGAUGAAAAGCAGCUAGCUAAGCUCCAUACCAAGACUAAUUUUCGAAAAUUUAUGGACCAUGUUCAUCACCUCUCAGUAGAAAAAUUAACAAAGAUGUUGGACCGAGGACUUGAUCCAAACUAUCAUGACUUAGAAACAGGAGAAACCCCACUGACUUUGGCAGCUCAGCUUAACAACAGUGUGGAAGUGAUCAAAGCUCUGAAAAAUGGAGGAGCCCACUUAGAUUUCAGAGCCAAGGAUGGCAUGACAGCAUUACACAAAGCAGCUAGAGCCAAGAACCAAAUCAUUCUGAAGACCCUCUUAGAGCUUGGAGCAUCUCCCAACUACAAAGAUAGCUGUGGGCUGACACCACUAUAUCACACUGCUGUUGUUGGAGGUGACCCAUACUGUUGUGAGCUAUUACUUCAUGAACAUGCUACUGUUGGCUGCAAGGAUGAAAAUGGAUGGCAAGAGAUUCACCAGGCUUGUCGAUAUGGACAUGUCCAGCAUUUAGAACAUUUUCUGUUUUAUGGAGCCGAUAUGGGAGCACAAAAUGCUUCUGGAAACACAGCAUUGCAUAUCUGUGCACUUUACAAUCAGGACACUUGUGCUAGAGUUCUGUUGUUACGAGGAGCCAAUAAGGAGUUAAAGAACUAUAACAGUCAGUCUCCAUUUCAGGUGGCAAUAAUUGCUGGAAAUUUUGAACUUGCUGAAUACAUCAAGAAUCACAAGGAAACUGACAUUGUGCCAUUUAGAGAGGCUCCUACUUAUUCGAAUAGAAGACGGAGGCCCCAAAGUACCUUGGCAACACCUCGUGUCUUGCUUCGAUCCAACAGCGAUAACAAUCUGAACAUCAACGUUCCUGAUUGGUCAGCCUCUUCUUUAGCUUCUUCACACCGUAGCCUUUCACCACACCUACUGCAACAGAUGCAGAACAAUCCCAAUGGAACUGUGAGAACAGUUGGGAGCUACACUUCAUCCUCUCGGAGCCGCUCACCAUCAUUAAAUAGGUUAGGAGAGGAUGCAAAACGGCAGCAACACCGGCAUGUCAGUGCCAGUUAUAACCCCAGUGCCAACAAGGAUAUUAUAUCUGCCUUGGAAUAUCAGGGUACAAAACGCAAACUUUACAGUGCUGUACCUGGAAGACUGUUUAUUGUCGUGAAGCCAUAUCAACCUCAAGGAGAAGGGGAGAUUCAUUUGCACAAAGGGGACAGGGUAAAAGUUUUGAGCAUUGGUGAAGGCGGAUUCUGGGAAGGCAGCACUCGAGGACACAUUGGAUGGUUUCCUGCAGAAUGUGUUGAGGAAGUACAGUGUAAACCAAAUGAAAGCAAACCAGAAACUCGAGCUGAUAGAACAAAGAAAUUGUUUAGACAUUAUACUGUUGGAUCAUAUGACAGCUUUGAUGCUUCAAGUGACUGCAUUAUAGAAGAAAAGGCAGUGGUCCUGCAGAAAAAAGACAAUGAAGGAUUUGGGUUUGUGCUCAGAGGGGCCAAAGCUGAUACACCUAUUGAAGAAUUCACCCCAACUCCAGCCUUUCCUGCUUUGCAGUAUCUGGAAUCAGUGGAUGAAGGCGGGGUAGCAUGGCAAGCUGGUUUAAGAACAGGAGACUUUUUGAUUGAGGUUAAUAAUGAAAAUGUAGUAAAAGUUGGCCACAGGCAGGUGGUAAACAUGAUUCGGCAAGGAGGAAAUCACUUAGUACUUAAAGUUGUCACAGUAACGAGGAAUCUUGAUCCAGAUGACACAGCCAGAAAAAAAGCCCCACCACCUCCAAAGCGGGCUCCAACCACUGCACUGACCUUGCGGUCUAAGUCAAUGACCUCAGAGCUUGAAGAGCUUGUGGAUAAAGCUUCAGUACGGAAGAAGAAGGAUAUUUUCCCUUCACAUUUUGAAGGUUUGAAGAAGAGGAUUGUUUUUCGAGUCACACUAAAUAAAGUCGAUGAAAUAGUACCAGUUUCCAAGCCAUCAAGAAUUCCAGACAAUGCAGGUGUAGACUCAAGAGUGGCAACAAUUAAGCAACGACCUUCUAGUAGAUGUUUUCCCUCAGCUACAGAUAUGAAUUCCAUGUAUGAUAGACAAGGAAUUGCUGUGAUGCCACCUACAGUACCUGGGAGUACACAAGGCCCAUUUCUGGGUGUACCACGAGGUACAGUAAGAAGACAAAAAUCAAUAGGGAUAACAGAGGAAGAACGGCAAUUUUUGGCUCCCCCCAUGCUAAAAUUUACUAGAAGUCUAUCCAUGCCAGACACCUCUGAAGAUAUCCCUCCUCCACCACAGUCUUUACCUCCAUCACCACCACCUCCUUCUCCUUCUCUUUACAACUCUCCCAAAUCUCCAAUGGCUAGAAUAUAUGGAACAAUUAAGCCUGCAUUUAAUCAGAAUUCAGGUUCAAAGAUAGCUGUUUCAGGUAGAUCUGAAAAUAUGGGGACAGUGAUAAGGGACAAAGGCAUAUAUUACCGGAGAGAGAUGGACCGUUAUUCUCUAGAUUCUGAGGACUUAUAUAGCAGAAAUGCCGCAACUCAGGCAAGCUUCAGAAACAAGAGAGGUCAGAUGCCGGAAAACCCAUACUCUGAAGUUGGAAAAAUAGCAAGCAAAGCAGUGUAUGUCCCAGCCAAGCCAGCGAGACGGAAGGGAAUGCUAGUGAAGCAAUCUAAUGUUGAGGAUAGUCCAGAAAAAACCUGCUCCAUUCCAAUUCCCACCAUCAUUGUUAAAGAGCCAUCUACCAGCAGUAGUGGGAAAAGUAGUCAAGGAAGCAGCAUGGAAAUUGACCCACAAUCUUCAGAGCAACCAGGACAGCUCAGACCUGAAGAUAACUUGACUGUCAGUAGUCCAUUUGCAGCAGCCAUUGCUGGAGCAGUGAGGGACAGGGAGAAAAGAUUAGAAGCCAGGCGUAACUCUCCAGCUUUCCUUUCCACAGAUUUGGGUGAUGAGGAUGUUGGUUUAACACCUCCAACACCACGUAUGAGACAGUCUAAGUUUAGUGAUGAGGGAAUGUUUAGUAAUGAAGACAGUUUUAGGCAACUUGUUUCACAGUCUCCUAUCCCAGCACCUAGAGAGUCUGAAAAUAUUUUCAAUAGUAGUGAAUCAAGUAAUCAGAGUGAUGCAAGGAUACCAAAUUCUUCAGCCCAAACAACAAUGGGUUCGGAAAACAAUGCAUUGGCAACUCAGAAUGCUGGUAUGUCCGGUUUGGAUAACUAUGUUCAUCCACUCACAGGGAAAUUACUGGAUCCAAAUUCACCUUUAGCCCUUGCCCUUUCGGCCAGAGAUAGAGCGAUGAAAGAGCAAACCCAACAAAUUCCAGGAAAAGGAGAAUCUGGCAAAGCGGACCUUAAUAAACCCCUUUACAUUGAUACAAAGAUGAGAUCCAAUAUUGAAGCUUCAUUUCCAGUGACAGCUACCAUUGCUAGGCAAAACACACGUGGUCCCCUAAGAAGACAGGAGACGGAGAACAAAUAUGAGAUAGAUAUGUCAAAAGAGAGGAGGCCAGAAGAAAAGAAGAACAUGCUGAUAAACAUUGUGGAUACCUCACAACAGAAAACAGCUGGUUUGCUCAUGGUUCAUACAGUAGACACAGCUCAGUCUAGCAAUAUGCCUGAAAGUGAAGAGGAAAGUGCUGAGACAGAUGUAAAUACUGAAAAGCCUCCACCAGAAAUGCAGGAAAGCACAGAAACAGCAGAAAGUGGACUAGAUGAUACUGUCAUGCCUGAGCCACCUGCAUCUCCUUGCAAAACAAUUGUAGCUGUUGGAUCUGUUGAUGAGCCUAUUAUUUUGCCAUUCCGUAUCCCUCCACCUCCUUUAGCAUCUGUUGAUCUUGAUGAAGAUUUCAUCUUUACUGAGCCAUUACCUCCUCCUUUAGAAUUUGCUAACAGUUUUGAUAUCCCUGAUGACCAUACAGUUCCAGGCUCUGCACUAACAGACUUGCUGAAACAGAGAAAAAAUGGAACUCCAUCAACUUCAUUCAAUCCCAUUCAGCCCUCAAAUUCAAUAGACAGUAAGAAAUCAGCGGGUCUUUCAAACUGUAUGCCUGCCUCUUUUUUACCACCCCCUGAAAAUUUUGAUAAUGUCACUGACUCUGGGAUUGAAGAGGUGGACAGUCGAAGCGGUAGUGACCAUCACCUAGAGACAACCAGCACUAUCUCAACUGUGUCCAGUAUCUCUACCUUAUCUUCUGAAGGUGGUGAGAACUUGGAUACUUGUACUGUCUAUGCAGAUGGGCAAACAUUUCUGGUGGACAAACCCCCAGUACCUCCUAAGCCAAAAAUGAAGCCCAUAAUCAACAAAAGCAAUGCACUUUACAAGGAUGCGCUAAUUGAAGAAACUGUAGAUAGUUUUGUUAUUCCUCCACCUGCUCCACCCCCACCUCCUAUCAGCGCACAGCCCGGUAUGGCUAAAGUUGUACAGCAAAGAACUUCUAAGCUAUGGGGUGAUGUAACGGAGGUUAAAAGCCCAGUUCUCUCAGGCCCAAAGGCUAAUGUUAUUAGUGAAUUGAACUCAAUACUACAACAAAUGAACAGAGAGAAAUCCUCAAAGCCAGGGGAAGGAAUGGAGUCACCUACAGGAACAAAAGCUGCAAGUCUUAGUACAAGGAGCACAGACGUCAUGAGCACUGUCUCAGGUACACGAAGUUCAACCAUCACUUUUACUGUCCGGCCUGGGACUAGCCAGCCAAUCUCUCUGCAGAGCAGAUCCCCAGACUAUGACAGUAGGACAUCAGGAGUAAGACAUGCUCCAAGCCCAGUGGCUUCACCCACAGAGAUAAGUAAAGACAUCAUGCCAGCUCCUCUGACUGCUGCUGCUGCUCCAGUUGCAUCUCCUUCUCCAACUCUUUCUGAUGUUUUUAGCCUACCCAGCCAGCCUCCUUCUGGGGACCUCUUUGCUUUGAACACAGGGCGCAGCAGGUCUCCUUCUCCCUCCAUAUUGCAACAGCCAAUCUCAAAUAAGCCUUUUACAACUAAGCCUGUCCACCUGUGGACUAAACCAGAUGUGGCAGAUUGGUUGGAAAGUUUAAACUUAGGUGAACAUAAAGAGACCUUUAUGGAUAAUGAAAUAGAUGGCACUCACUUACCAAACCUUCAGAAGGAAGACUUGAUAGACCUUGGAGUGACUAGAGUUGGUCACCGAAUGAACAUAGAAAGAGCCUUGAAACUGCUGUUGGACAGAUAAGAAUGGCUGCUCUUGCCUCACAAACCUUUGUUAUAAAUAGAGAUAGGCUGGUACUGAAACACCCCAAAUGCCUUGGCUCCCCAAGCGUACCAUCAAUUUAAAGCAUCAGUCAGUCCCUGUAGUUUCGGAUUUGCAGCAAUGCAUAUUGUAAGUUUAGCACCCAGGAGCAACCUCAGGUAAAUUCACAUAAAUGGGACCAUAUGUAUCAAAAAGGGAGGGGGACAGUGGGAGAAGGAAUAAGGAAAGUAAAAAAUUGCUAACUUUUUUAAAAAAAAAACAUUCUGCUCAUACUGAUUUUUUUUCUAAAAAUCUCCCCCUUCCCCUCAUUUUUGUUUAACUGCUGGGGGUUCACACAUACUCACAAUAUUAAUCUUUUUGUAUUUGUGAAAUGGUUUUCAGCCCUUUGGCAUGCCCUUUUGCUUGAACACCAGUGUUAGUUUCUUUUCAGUUUGAAACUCACAGGUGUGUCUCCUUGCACAAUGAAGUCUUAUGCCCAGCACUAUUUUGUAAUCUCUGCUUCCCCCACCACUGCACUUGACCAUUACACUAGUGCCCAUGCACCUGUAAGUUAACUUCUCAGUGGAUUUUCCCAUUCUGAUUUCCAGUCCUGCCAAUUGGUGUUUCAUUCUAAACAUCAGAUUUUCAUGCUGUACUUACUGCAUUGAAUUAAACGUUAAGUUCAUAGAGUCAUUAAGCCAGAGAUUUCAAACAUUCUUUUGUGACAUCUUUUGGAUCAGAUGAUGAUGUUUCUUGGUUUCUCAGUAAUGAAAGUAGUUCUUGUCUUCCAGUAUAUCUUUGUUGCUUGAAUUUUUAAGUCUUUAUUUUUCCAUUUAUGUUUAGUGUGUCUCAAAGUUGCCAGAAAACUUUCAUGCAUGCUUCCUUUUCUUAUAUAAUGCAGUAGAACCUGUGGAAGCUAAGAGAUCUUUCCUAGCUAUCUUAAACAGGAAAUCAACAUUUUUGAAGAUUGGAAUGAAAAGCAUUUGUUCUCAGAUAAUUCAAUUCAGAUGUAUUCAACUCUUUAUAUUUAAUUUACAUAGCAGAUUAGUAUUUUAAUGUGACAUUUACUGUCACAUUUUCAAAGUAGUAAACAACAUCAAAUCUGUUUUCUUCCACCUUUCUAUCUUUUAAUUGCUCUGAAAAUAUGGAACCAGAGAUGUGUGGCAGGAAACAGCUUUUACAGGUUUCUAGUAUAAAAGAGGUGAACAUUUGUUACAAUGGCUGCAAUUCAGAGAUCCUCAAACAGGAAUGGGAUACUGGCCCACUGCUACACUCUAGGCCUUUCCUCCUGUAUGUCAACCCAAAGAAAAGGACUUGACCAGCAUGUGGUCAAGGCAGGGACAGGUAAUAUGAUUUGGUGUCCCUAACUUAAACAGGUAAUCGAAGUUGUUGAUUUUUUGCUUUCCCUUCUCCCCAUCCUGCACAGUUAGUUCCACUACUUAAAGAGGAUUUCAUAUAGAGAAGCGCGUUUUUAUGUAUAGAUUCUUCUUUUUGGAUCAAAGUGAUCACACAUGGCAUGAGGCUCAAUUAUAGCUGUGAUUUAAAAAUCCAUAAAAACAAAUCGUAUGUGGAUGCACAAACUCUUACACAAGCUAUGGAAAAAAUAAACUGUGUGCAGAAGGGGCUUCUCCAGCUUGAAGAGGAUCUUUGGAUGCAGCCUUAUCACCCUCACCUACAUGAGAAAACUCAACAUUGCUGAAGCCACCCAGCAAAAGCCUGUUUUCACAUGCAGAUGUGUAUUGUUAGGUCUUUGCUUGGGUCUCUUGUUGUUUAAAAGUUAUUUCCUGUGGUCUUAAAGAAACAAAAUUAAAAUGUAAACAUUGUGUAUGUUCUCGGAAGUAGUUUUAUGCAAAUGAUGGGUCUCUGUUACAGAUGCCAGGGGCACCUUUUGUGAUAGCUGGAAUCAAGACUCUAGUAACUGGAAUCAGUUUUAAAAAGUCAAAAAUUUAUAAAAUCUUAAGAAUCCAGCAGUUCAGUUCUUCAUUACCACAUGAACUAGAGCAACAUUUCAAGAGAACAUUCUCUUUUUCAGAAGAUGUGUUUAAACAAAAACAAGUUAACAGGAGAUUUUACCCAAAGUGGAUUGGUUGGUUAUGGAGAUCAGAAUGCAUAAUUAGAAUGGCAAACUUUUGUGGUAAUACCUGUAAUUUGGUAAUGUUUAUGAAGAUUAACAGUAUCAACUUUCUCUCUUCCCCACCAUGAGCAAUGUGCAUUAGAAAUUUUGCGGUUCUUAGCUUCAUGAAGAUUUUAGCCUGCACUAAAUGACAUGUGAUUGGUUGCUCAAUUAUUAAACCACUUAAUUUUCAAAAGGCCUCAUAUUUUUGAAGGCAUCUACAUUCCUCCUAUCUACAUUACUUUCCAUGUUCCAGCCUAUCUCUAAUUAUAAUUUUAUUUUUUCACAACCAAGUGUCUAAUUAGGUCUGCAACAGCCCUAGAAUUAAUACAUAAAGUUUAGCAAUUUCAAUAUCUUUCUUUACUGCAAGUUUAAAUAGCUGUACAGAUAGUUUAUAAGCACAAUAUUUUAAGAAUAUAAGUGGCUGGUCUACUGGGCAGCCUUUGUGCCACUUCAAUGCUAGAAAUUUAAAAAAAUAAAUAAAACUUUUGUGGUUUACUACUAUUUCUGUGGAAUAAUUAUUAAGUCUUGACCUUUUUAAAUCAACCUCAUUUGGAUGCAUCUGAACCAGCAGAGCUGUGUUAUAUUUUCUAUCUUUGCUAGAACCUCUUCAGAAGAUGCGUGUUUCUUCAAACAUAGUUACAAUUAACAAUGCAGUGGUUAAUUAUGAAAAGCUAAUAUUCAUCUCUCUUGUUCUCUCUUUUCCUUCCACGCAAUCCCUGCAAAAACUGGUCUUUUGACUUAACAGCUGUUGUCCUACCCUUCACAGGUUUCUAUUUGCAUUUGAAAGUUCCAAGUAACCUUGUAAUUAAAAUCUAGUUUAAAUGUAAAAGGACUGAAAUUUCCAUAAUUACAUGGAUUUUUAUGGAAAAGAUGACAUUCACAUUUUCAGUGGCUACAAAAGGCCAUCAAAUCAUGGGGAGGGGGAGUGUAAAAAUGAAAAGAUAAUUCAGCCAUCAUUGUCUUCCAUUUGGUGAUAUUACAGAAUUCAGUAAAUAAACCACGAACGCCAUGAUACUUUUUGUUUCUUUGAAUGCAGUUGGUGUUACCUCUAUAAUAUGUGCCGGGAAAUACAGUAGGACUAAUGAUAGGACAAGAAAAUAGGAAAGAAAUACUUUUAAGCUGCUGUUAAUCAUAACCUUUUACUGUUCAAUAUUUGAUGAUGAUGUACACAAAGUUACAGGUGAUGGUAAUCUCUUCUUUAAAAGGGAUCUCUUGCAUAUGUUAUCUUUUUUCAGGCACUUAAAAAGUAGGUACAGUAUACUUAGUAGAAAAGAGAUUUAAACAUCAAAGAGCUAAUGAAAUAGUUUAUUUUUACAUUGUGUCUUAUGAUCUAAAGAGUAAUAGAGCCUGCAAGAAACAAUAACAAUAAAAUACACCAUUGCCAAGAUGAAGUAGUCUUUAGCACUGUUUGAUGGUUUUAUCACAGAAAGCAAUAGUAACAGAUACAGUGUUCCCGCCUGACAUUUUUAUCUAUUUUAAAAAUGCUGGGAGUGAGAUUGACCCUUUUAAUGUCCUGCUACUAUGAUGGUGCAAAACAAGGUGUUCAAGAUUAUAUUGUUAAUGAUAUUCCAGGUUUUAGGAACAACUUUUGUUUAUAUACUGUAAUUUAAAUAAACUGCAUUUUCAUGCCUAGUUUCUGUAAUAUUUGUGUAUACAAUACCAAAAUCACACAAGAUGUAAAUUGUGUAUAACUGCACAGACUCCUUUCCCUGGGUGUCUAGGAACAUUUAAGUUUUAAUUCAUAUAUUCUAAAAUGACUAUAUGUGACUGUUGAUUUACAGAAUUUACAUAUCACAAAAGCUAACUAUUUGUGGUACUUAAGUUUAAAAAGUGAUUUUUCUGAGUUCCUUUACAAAUAAGCAUUACCCAGUUGAUCUGGCAAUGACUCUACGUAUGAGCCUCUAAUACUGAUAAUUUUCCCAUUGCAUUUUCUUUUCUUUUCUAGAUAGUAAUGUUUUUCGCUAUGGUUUGUGUAACAACCUGUGUUCAUGUUAUCUAUGUUGCUGUAUUUUUUGUGCUUUAAUUCCUCUUAUUUCAGAUGGAUUAAAACAAAAUCAAGCUCCUGUAACUUGCACUUUCCCUACUCCUUACUACUCUUGUAUGGCAACCAAAAUUACUGUAAAAAAUAAAUAUAAUAUUGCACUAA
This is a messenger RNA of Sceloporus undulatus (fence lizard), 10245 nucleotides long. It is a transcript of the gene SHANK2, whose product is annotated as SH3 and multiple ankyrin repeat domains 2. The transcript is spliced from 25 exons. Gene Ontology annotation, cellular component: postsynaptic density; postsynaptic membrane; dendritic spine. The record is from RefSeq and is a predicted model, not a curated record. The coding region runs from base 401 to 5986 and encodes 1861 amino acids. Lineage: Eukaryota; Metazoa; Chordata; Lepidosauria; Squamata; Phrynosomatidae. Gene Ontology annotation, molecular function: synaptic receptor adaptor activity; ionotropic glutamate receptor binding.